AUGUAUGCUUUUGAGAAGCAAUUUCGUGCAGCAUACACAAACGCAAAAUUUAAAGAGGUUCAAGUAGAAAUGAAACGAUUAUUGUAUUGUCGUGCGACUCUUGUGGAAGAGAAAGGAUCAAUUUGUACUUAUCAUGUGAAAGAGGCUAUUCCAGUUGGUGAGCAAAUGAAGAAAGUGGAAUUUGUUGUGUACUGUAAUUCCAUUGAAUGUGACAUCCAAUGUAUGUGUCGGUGGUUUGAAUUUAGGGGCAUCAUGUGUGCCCAUUCACUUAGUGUGCUCCUUGAGAGGUCCACAUAUGAGGUUCCGGAUAAGUACAUUGUGCAGAGGUGGAGAAAAGAUUUGGAAAGAGGGUACACAUGCAUUCCUACCACAUACACUACAUAUGGGGUUGUUCUGAAUGCAAAGGUACAUGAUAACUACCACAAGACAAUGGAUGAAAUUAUAGAAAUUGCUUCCAACGAUGAUGCUAAGCACAAAGUCAUUCAACUUGGGUUAAUAGAAAUCAAGGAUAGACUGAGACAGGUUGAGGCCGGUUGUGCGAGUAAUUUGCCACCUUCUACUAGUGGUGUCCCAUAUUCUACUAGUACUGUCCAACCUUCUAAUACUUCCCCCAAAACUCAGGCCGGUCGUAGUUCUACAAAUGCAAGCAUGACUCACAAGGUGCUUAGUCCUAUGGUUGCUCGCCGAAGAGGUCAUCCAUGUACAAAACGGAAAGUUAGCAAAGUGGAUGAAAUAGUAAAUCGGUUGAAGGGGAAGAAUAAAAGGGCAUCAAAAGGUCGUAAGUUGAAUUUUGCUUCUAUGGAUGGAAUGCAAGCGAGUCUGUGUAUUGAUGGCACACAGGAGAGUAUGUACGUACCGGCACAAGGUAGCCCAAUGCAAAUGAUGGAUAAUAUUGGAAGCGGAUCUGUUAGUCAUUCACAAAUGGUCACCAAUAUAAGCAGUCAAAGUGGACCAAUUGGUUCAAAAUUUAUUGAGUUGAAUAUAGAUGUGGAUCCAAAUGCCCCUUUCUAUUUCUAG
This is a messenger RNA of Camellia sinensis, 1017 nucleotides long. NCBI's taxonomy places the organism in Eukaryota, Viridiplantae, Streptophyta, Magnoliopsida, Ericales, Theaceae. The record is from RefSeq and is a predicted model, not a curated record.